GAGCAGGACGAGGUGCAGCGGGCGGAGCGCAUGCUGCAGCAGGCCGAGCGCCUGGGCUGCCGCCAGUUCGUCACCGCCACCGACGUGGUCCGCGGGAACCCCAAGCUCAACCUGGCCUUCAUCGCCAACCUCUUCAACAAGUACCCGGCCCUGCACAAGCCCCACAACCAGGACAUCGACUGGGGCUCCAUCGAAGGUGAGACAAGGGAAGAGAGGACGUUCAGGAACUGGAUGAACUCCCUGGGUGUUAAUCCACGUGUAAAUCACUUGUAUAGUGACCUGUCAGAUGCCUUGGUGAUCUUCCAGCUCUAUGAAAAGAUCAAAGUGCCAGUAGACUGGAGCAGAGUGAACAAACCACCAUACCCCAAACUGGGUGGCAACAUGAAGAAGCUGGAAAACUGCAACUAUGCAGUGGAGCUGGGGAAGAACCAAGCCAAAUUCUCCCUCGUGGGCAUCGCCGGGCAGGAUCUGAACGAAGGGAACCGGACGCUCACGCUGGCCCUGGUCUGGCAGCUGAUGAGGAGGUACACCCUGAAUAUCCUGGAAGACAUUGGUGGUGGAGAGAAGGUGAAUGAUGAAAUCAUUGUCAGCUGGGUCAACGAAACACUGACUGCAGCUGGGAAGGAUUCAACCAUCUCCAGCUUCAAGGACAGCAAAAUCAGCACCAGCAUGCCAGUCCUGGACCUCAUUGAUGCCAUCCAGCCAGGAUCAAUCAAAUACGACCUCCUGAAAACAGAGGACCUGGACGAUGAGGAGAAACUCAACAAUGCUAAAUAUGCCAUCUCUAUGGCCAGGAAAAUCGGAGCCAGAGUCUACGCCCUUCCAGAAGACCUGGUGGAAGUAAAACCCAAAAUGGUCAUGACAGUGUUUGCUUGCCUGAUGGGGAAAGGCAUGAGGAAAGUUUAAAGCACAAAGGACUUGUACUGAUGCCUGGUAUUCACCCUUUUGAUUCCCUCAGACUGGAUGCUCUUCUCUGUAUCAAGGAAACACGCAGGGUGCUCAUGCUUUUAAGGCAUGAAAGUUACAGUUCCAGAUCAUACAAAAGUUGUGUAUCCAGGACAUGUUUUGUUUUGUUUUGAACAGGAAUAUGUGCUUGAUUUCUUUGCCUUAUUUUCCUCUUUGCUAGAUAUAACCAUUUCAUAUUCCUGAGGAAGUUUUCCAUAGCCAGGCCUACACAUAUCCCUCUGUUAAUGGCUAUCAGGGGUUUCUGUCAGAGGUCACCUGGAGGUCUCCAUCUCCAGAAGUACAGACAGCUUUUAGGAUUAUGAAAUGUUAUAUACUGCU
Messenger RNA from Merops nubicus (carmine bee-eater), 1284 nucleotides. Its product is annotated as plastin-2. Gene Ontology annotation, cellular component: cytoplasm; actin filament bundle; actin filament. Gene Ontology annotation, biological process: actin filament bundle assembly; actin filament network formation. The record is from RefSeq and is a predicted model, not a curated record. Gene Ontology annotation, molecular function: actin filament binding. NCBI's taxonomy places the organism in Eukaryota, Metazoa, Chordata, Aves, Coraciiformes, Meropidae. The transcript is spliced from 7 exons. The annotation marks the transcript as partial.